Talaromyces proteolyticus is the source of this 858-nucleotide messenger RNA. RefSeq lists its product as uncharacterized. The record is from RefSeq and is a predicted model, not a curated record. Lineage: Eukaryota; Fungi; Ascomycota; Eurotiomycetes; Eurotiales; Trichocomaceae. The transcript is spliced from 2 exons. Bases 1 to 858 code for a protein of 285 amino acids. Gene Ontology annotation, molecular function: S-adenosylmethionine-dependent methyltransferase activity.
AUGGCCUCCACAGAGCCAAGCACAAUAGAGAAGCCGAAGAUAGGCAGUCGAGACAAGAGCGUCGGCUGGUACAUUCCUACACUAGACAACUUAUCGCCGACUCAAUGGGAUCUAUUAGAGAACUACGGCAAGAUACCGCACGACCGUGUGAUACCGUCGAUUCUAGAACUGCGCGACCGAGCGUGGGAGGUAUAUCCCUUCCCAUGUGUCGGCCAAUUCCGAUUCAUCGAGCUCAGUCUCUGCGACAUGCCAUUGUACCCCACGAUCCUGCAGCGGAUUCAGAACGGGGGCGUGUUUGUGGACGUCGGAUGCUGCUUUGGGCAAGACAUCCGCAAGCUAGUACACGACGGCGCACCCGCGAAAAACACCUGGGGAGUUGAGCUGGUAGGGGAUUUCGUUGAUCUCGGAUACGAACUCUUUAAUGACGCAGCCACAUUGGAGUCGCAUAUGCUGAAAAUAGGAAUAUUUGAUGCCGAGGGAACAUUAGACCAAUUGACGGAUAAAGUUGAUGUUGCGUAUCUGGGGCUCUUCUUGCAUCUUUUCGACUGGGAUGAACAGAAAAGGGCGUGCCAGAAUAUCGUUCGGCUUAUGAAGAAUGAGCCCGGUGUUGUGAUUCUGGGCCAACAGAUUGGGAGUGUGACGGGACACCAGCUGCCCAAGGCAAUUGGGACUUCUCCAAUUUACAAGCAUGAUCCUCCAUCGUUUGAGAAGUUGUGGAAGGAGGUGGGAGAGGCUACAGGCACGGAAUGGAAGGUUACUGCAGACCUGGAUUUUGGGUUAGGAGCUGCUAAUUUCAAGGAUAAGUGGGGUGAUUCAACGACUCGUCGGCUGGUUUUUGAGGUUGAAAGGGUUCGUUGA